GAAUCGUUGAAAAACUUAUCAAAAACUGAUUACCCGAACAAAAAAACCUUAUCCAAAACUUUAUCAGCAUUAAGAAAAGUUAUGACCUACUUGAUAAAAAAGAGUCGUUGACCUUUCUGCGGAGAAUCCGAAACAAUACUCAAAAACGAGGAGAAGUGAAUGCGAAAAAGGCUCUCGUUUCGAGUGGUAUUGAAGUUACAAGCUACAACGAAUAGUAUUCGUGAGUUAUGAGUCAUCUACAUGCGAAUCAAUAUAUUAAAAUUUAACUGUUUUUUUUCAUUCCUGUACUACGAAAUACGAAAACUAACAAAUAAUGGAAAAUAUGUUCCAAAAAAAAAAAAAAAAAAAAAAACAAAUAAUGGAAAAUAAUAGUUGCUUUUAUGACGCUGAAAAACAAAAAAAAAUAUAGUAAGAAACUACGAACUUGUACAGUGCACUAAGUGAAGAUAACUUGUGGACCAUUUUCCCUCGUUUGUGUCGGACUUGGAUUAGCUGGUAAUAAUAGCCUUGCUCGUCCCUUGUAAAUGUAGUACACUAGUACUGAAUAAGCAAAGACAACCAGCGAGACAUACCGGAAUCAGAUUUGAAUCUAUUAAAGUACCACUUGCUGUUGAGUUUAUUAAGUUCGUUAGUUCUCAAUUAAAUGACUUGGUCAUAUUCUGUUAUUUGUCAAAGUUAGUUAUCGAAGAAAUAGGUCUUAGUGGCCUUAGUCGUUUGUGGACGUAAUGUCCGUUUGUUUCGGUAGCUCUGUUUCAGUUCUGUUUCUUUGUAAGCCUUUAUAAGGCACUUGACUUUUUAUUAAUUCAGUUAUCGUUUUGGAAAACUCUGAGCAUUCUUUACAUUUGGUAUCAGAGCAAAAGCAAAGUGAUCUGAGAGAGAGAAAGACAUGGGUGACGAUAAGACGCUUACGAAGAUUCCACACUUCGAUGGUCACUAUGAUCAUUGGAGCGAGUUGAUGGAGAAUCUGUUGCGAGCUAAGGGUCUAUGGAACAUGGUGGCCGAGGGUUACUCUGAGCCAGCAGAAGGUGUUGAAGUUAUUGCUGCUCAAAGGAAGGAUCUGGAGGAUCUCAAGAUGAAGGAUCAUCAGGUGAAACACUACUUGUUUCAGGCAAUUGAUCGAACCGUGUUUGAGCAAAUCCUGGAUCGUCGAAACUCCAAGGUGAUAUGGGAUUCGAUGAAGAGGAAGUUUGGUGGAAAUGAAAGAGUGAAGCGAUCUCUCCUCAACACACUGAGAAGAGAAUUUGAGGUGCUGGCUAUGAAGGGAGACGAGAAGAUUGAUGAUUACUUUGGGAGAGUGAUGACUGUCUCAAACAAAAUGAGAAGCAAUGGUCAGAUCAUGCCUGAUUCGAAGAUCGUAGAGAAUAUUCUCAGAACGUUGACAGAGAAAUUCACUUACGUAGUGAUCUCGAUUGAAGAAUCAAAGGACACGACAAGCAUGUCCAUUGAUGAGCUACAGAGCUCUUUGGCGGUUCAUGAACAAAAGCUCAAGAGAACGAGCCAUGAAGAAGAAGAUCAAGCCUUCAAUGUCAGAGGAAGGGGCAGAGGUUCAUAUCGUGGAAGAGGCAGAGGAUGA
Messenger RNA from Brassica napus (rape), 1573 nucleotides. RefSeq lists its product as uncharacterized. The record is from RefSeq and is a predicted model, not a curated record. Bases 887 to 1573 code for a protein of 228 amino acids. The transcript has a single exon. NCBI's taxonomy places the organism in Eukaryota, Viridiplantae, Streptophyta, Magnoliopsida, Brassicales, Brassicaceae.